GGAAUAUAUGUUGUCAUACUUGCGCAAAAAUUUUGUGUGGCUGACUAAUUUGGCGUGUUAUUUCGAGAGGACAGAACUACAAUAAAGUAGUUUUUAAACCCUUUCACUUUCGAAUCCUUUGUCACGCACAAGGAAAUUAUCCUUGACGCUCUGUCAGUCGCCUUCGUCAUUUUGGAAAACUUCACACCUAAACUAUAAAAUAUUAUCAGAAUAUAGUUUAUUAACUUAAAUACACAAUGGCUCUUUUCGAAGUAACUGGUUUUAAGCCUUAUGCUGAACUCCGUGGGCAGAUUCUUCCAGCAGGACAGACGCACCUCGUCGACCGAACCAACCACUACAACUUCGGGGCCAAAACUAACGAAUUUGCUGUCCCUCUGGGUGUAGAUCCCUCCGGGUUUAUCCAAUCCUGCAACCGUGACGGAGGUGUGUGUAUAGACCUGAACCAUGGUACGACCACCCUGGCCUUCAAGUUCAGACAUGGAGUCAUCGUGGCUGUGGACUCCAGAGCCUCAGCUGGUCGUUACUUAGCAUCCAACGACGUCAACAAGGUCAUAGAGAUCAAUCCCUACCUGCUGGGCACCAUGUCAGGGAGUGCCGCAGACUGCCAGUACUGGGAGAGACUCCUGGCCAAAGAAUGCAGGCUGUACCGACUGAGGAACAACCACAGGAUCUCUGUGGCUGCUGCCUCCAAGCUGCUGUCUAACAUGAUGCUAGGUUACAGAGGCAUGGGCCUCUCCAUGGGAAGCAUGAUCUGUGGAUGGGACAAAGAGGGCCCUGGUUUGUACUAUGUGGAUGAUAACGGGACACGUCUCUCCGGCCGUAUGUUCUCUACCGGCUGUGGUAACAGUUACGCCUACGGUGUGGUGGACAGCGGUUACCGGGAAGACAUGACGGUGGAGGAGGCAUAUGAACUGGGCAUCGCUCACGCCACACACAGAGAUGCCUACUCUGGAGGGGUGGUCAACAUGUACCACAUGCAGGAGGACGGCUGGAUAAAGGUGUGUAAGGAAGACGUAUCUGAGUUGAUCCACCGCUACAGGAAGGGAAUGUUCUGAGUUUGACCCCUAAACCCAGAUCGACCUCAACCCUCUAAAUAAUGUUCAGUCCAAUGAUACAUGUCUUUCUAAACUUACGUAAAUUUUUCCCCCCCAACUACUUCAAUAUAUUUUCUCAAAAAUAUAUUGACAUCUGAUUUUGGAAAUGAACGACCCCACUCUGUCUCACAGCAGAGUGUUUAAGGACAUGUGUGAUCCGUCUCUGAUUUUGGAUCAAUAAAUUGUCA
Epinephelus moara (kelp grouper) is the source of this 1282-nucleotide messenger RNA. RefSeq names its product proteasome 20S subunit beta 8A (gene psmb8a). NCBI's taxonomy places the organism in Eukaryota, Metazoa, Chordata, Actinopteri, Perciformes, Serranidae. The record is from RefSeq and is a predicted model, not a curated record. Gene Ontology annotation, molecular function: threonine-type endopeptidase activity. Gene Ontology annotation, cellular component: proteasome core complex.